This is a messenger RNA of Kalmanozyma brasiliensis GHG001, 2055 nucleotides long. RefSeq names its product Amino acid/polyamine transporter I. Gene Ontology annotation, molecular function: L-amino acid transmembrane transporter activity. The transcript has a single exon. Lineage: Eukaryota; Fungi; Basidiomycota; Ustilaginomycetes; Ustilaginales. Gene Ontology annotation, biological process: amino acid transmembrane transport. Gene Ontology annotation, cellular component: membrane. Bases 1 to 2055 code for a protein of 684 amino acids. The record is from RefSeq and is a predicted model, not a curated record.
AUGUCAUCCGACCCGGUAGGCGCGGCCAUCGCGCUAGCUGGCGUCCCCGACGAACCCGCCUCCCUACAUUCACACGCGAUCCGACCCUCAAUAGACUUCAACAAAGCAGCUCGCCGGAAAUCAAGCUCGGAUAGCAUCCCUUUGCCGGAAGAGGACGAAGAUGAAGAUGAUUUCGUCGUCUUUGAGGACCGCAACACGCUACCAGCGCCAAAAUUCGCUCAUGCAGAAUUGGACGAUCUUGAGUCGACAACAUCGAAGCAGCCCACAUUAGGCUCAAUAGCUCGAGCAAGUGUAGAGAGCCUCUCUUUCGGCUACAGAGAUCAUCUGCUGCCGCUCAGUCUGAGCGGAGAUGGCGACGAGACGUUCGCAGGCGACUACGGAGAGAGGGAAGGCUCGCUUUCGGCGGCAGCGAGAGGCAACGGCUCCACAUCGAGAGGCAGCUCAUCGUCACGGUAUGGUCGUCAUGGGAGGACACGCGACCGACUAUCAGAGAGGCGAGUGACGCUGAUCGACGGCAUCGCUCUCACUAUUGGCGUGCAGAUUGGAUCGGGCAUCUUCUCGUCGCCGGGUGUGGUGACGCUCAACACCGGCAGCAUUGGCGCCUCGAUUGUCAUCUGGCUGCUGUCAGGGUUCCUGGCGUGGACGGGCGCCUCGUCGUUUGCCGAGCUCGGCGCAUCGAUUCCGCUCAACGGCGGCUCGCAGGCGUAUCUCAACUACUCGUUCGGUCCUCUCUCGGCGUUCCUGUACACAUGGUCAGCACUGACAGCGCUCAAGCCAGGCGCAGGCGCUAUUAUCGCCACUAUCUUUGGAGAGUACAUCGCCAGAAUUCUCUUUCAUGCUACGGGCAAAGCAACGGACCAUCCGCACGAGACAGGUUUGGACGGUAUUCCAGGAUGGUCCAUCAAGCUGCUUGCUGUAUCCAUUGCAGCGCUGAUCACAGGCGCACAUGCCUUUUCGAACAAGCUCGGCACGCGCACCCAGAUCGCGACGACCAUCGUCAAGCUGCUCGCUCUCACCGCUGUGCCCAUCUUGGCCAUCGUACAAGCAGCGAGAGGCAAAACAAGCCCGAGCUCGCAGCAGGCCUUUUCGAGCUUGGGCAAUCUGUUCGCAGGCAGCUCGACGUCGCCAUCGUCAUAUGCGCUGGCGUUGUAUAGCGGGUUGUGGGCGUUCGACGGAUGGGACCAAUCCUGCUUCGUAGCAGGAGAGAUGAAGCGCGUUGAACAGGAUCUGCCCCGGGUGAUUCACAUCAGUCUCGCAACGGUCAUCUUGAUCUUCCUCUCGGCGGUCGUGUCGUACUUCGUGGUGCUGCCGGCGGAUCUGGUGAAGCGGACGAACACGGUAGCACUCGACUUUGGCAGCGCGAUCUUUGGCACUGGGGGCGGCAUCGUCUUCGCCUUCCUCGUGGCCUUUUCGUGCUUUGGUGCGCUUAAUGGGCAAAUCUACACCACGGCGAGACUCAUUCUUGCCGCAUCACGAGAGGGGUACCUGCCAGAACGGCUGGGCGAUCUGAACAGGAGGACAGGCACACCCGUAGCGGCGUUGGUGCUGCAACUGGUGCUCAUCACCGCAUUCGUCCUCUUCGGCUCCGGCUUUGCGUCCCUGGUCAACUUUUACGGCGUCUGCAGCUGGACCUUCUAUCUCGCCUCCGUGCUCGGCCUGCUCGCUCUCCGCAUCAAGGAGCCCAAUCUCAACCGACCGUACAAGACCUGGCUCGCCACACCGAUCUUGUUUGCUGCGGUAGCGCUGUUUCUGCUGCUGAUGCCGGUCGGCAGCGCGCCAAUGGAAGGGCUAGCAGCGUUCCUCUUCAUCAGCGCUGGUGUGCCGGUGUACUAUCUGACACAGAGUAGGGCAGGGUGGGUCUCGAACAGCCCUUUUCUGGCCAAGAUCAAGGGACUAUUUGCCAGCGGUGGAAGUGGCGCGCGGACAGACGAUGGGAGAGGGCAUCACGUGCCGCUGUCGACAUCAGAAGCUGACGAUGGAGCGCGCGAGGACGACGAGGAACAGAUCGAGAUGCUGCCCAAGACGGCGGAUGACAUGGGUAAGGAACGGGCGUAG